Molecule: messenger RNA, 2337 nt
Organism: Phytophthora infestans T30-4
Lineage: Eukaryota; Oomycota; Peronosporomycetes; Peronosporales; Peronosporaceae
Product: protein kinase
Exons: 5
Coding region: 157-2337 (726 amino acids)
Biological process (GO): protein phosphorylation
Molecular function (GO): ATP binding; protein kinase activity; protein binding
Source: RefSeq, a predicted model, not a curated record
UGUGCGGAAGUCUUUUGCUGCGUGGGGGCAAAUUCAAUCGCUUGGUGCUACCUACUCUCCCUUGUGGCAAAACUGGCAGCGUCACACGAUUGAGAGCUCAGUGCAACGCUUGAGUUUUUGUUGCAAGUCCGAGAGGAAGUAGCGAGAGCAGGCAACAUGCGAAAUGCUCGCAGUGUUGCGGCAUUAGUUGCGGCGUCUCUGACUGCUGAUGGAGUCCUGGCUGCGAGCGAUGUGUGCACCCCACCGGAGCACAGCGUGCUCACAAGCAACUGCUACGACGCUUGCAGCUCGUCACUCUGCGUAAACUACGCGUCAUCGGCAACAGAGGACAGGAGCAAGGAGGGCAGUGAUGCCGGAUUUUUCUACCGCGGUUGUCCAACCGCUGAUAUGCCGACGUGCAAGGCAAAUGUGACUUCGGGAGGCUGCCAAGUGCAGUGCUUAGUGAAUUCGCCAGCUAGCUGGAGUACGCCACAGUGGACGCUGACAAUUGCUCAACCUCAAAGCGACAAGACCGACACUGCAGUUUUCCAGCAGAUUGACGAUCUCACGUUGCCAGCUACCUUACAGAAUCUUACGAUUGUUGGUGCGACAGCAAGCUCACAUAUCGCUGUCCCGCUCUCUUUCUCGUCGGAUGCCUUCCGCGGAGGCACAGCAUUGCAGCAAAUUAUCAUUCAACGGGCAAAGCUCACCCAGUUUGAUCCUCGUGGCUCACUCGCUUUCACUUCGGUGUCCACUUUAGAUCUCCGGGACAAUCAACUGUCCGACAUUCCUACUAUUAUUUAUGAAAUGCGCAACCUGUCCGCACUGUAUCUUCAAGGCAACACCAUCGCCAAUGCCCACGUCACCCUCCCGCAGCUACAAUAUUUGCAGGAAUUACCCGUUUUCGAAGCCAAUCUCACAGUCGAUGGAAGCUGCUCCUUCGGUUACGAAGCUGUGUCGUGGAAAGACAAGAAAAUAUGUUACACCCAUGGGGAUGGUCUGGGCAGCAUCAAUAGCUCAGGGUCCAAGGAAAAAAGCACGAAGUCUACAGCUAGUGAGAGCAGCAGCACGUCUGUGGUGCUCUAUGUUGUUCUCGGGCUUGUCUUCGUUAUCGUUCUGGCUGUGGCUGGCGGUGUUGUACUUCUUCGACGAUUGAAGCAGAAGACUGUCAAGGAGCAGCAUGACUCGCUUGUAUCUGCCGAUGGUAAUAAACUCAAGGCCAACCUGAAAAGUUUCAGGGCACGAAUGGGUGUGAACGGUACGAUGCAGACUACGGAGCUUGAGACUUCGCUGAACGAUUAUAACACUGGAGGAGGACUGCGCAAGGCUCCAUUCAAGGAGAUCCCGGCCACCGAUAUGGUAAUGCUCAACCAGUUGUCAGCUUCGGGGCCUGUAGUGGUCGCGCUUGCCGAGCAUCGUACGAAGUUGGUACUCGUGACUAAGCUUCAACCCAGUGACGAUGAUGUGGAGGCUGCUUUGGACAUGGUGCCAACGCUUUCGCAGAUGCGUCACCCACAGCUUCUCUCGAUUACUGGACUGGUUUGGGACGACCGCCACGCAAUGACUGCAGUGUGUGAAUACAUGACACUGGGGACUCUUGAAGCGUACCUCCGCAGUGCUGGAUCUAAGCUUAACUGGGUGAAUUUCAAGAUGAAAGCAGCCGCUGAAAUCGCACGUGGUCUCAUGUACUUGCACAGCCAGCACAUGGUCACAUAUGACGGACUUAAUGGCAGAAGCGUGUUCGUGGACCCUAGCAAGGGCUGCAAGCUGAACCCGAUUCAGGCUGCAUUGCCUACGGAUGGAUCAUCGCCUUACAGUUGCCAGUCAUACUAUCGUUGCUGCGACUCCACGUCCAAAGCGUUUUUUGCUCCUGAAAUUUUGAUUGGCGAGCCAUCACGGUCGUCGUCCGACAUGUAUGCGUUUGGUGUGUUGCUGGCACAUCUGGACACUUGCCAGACUGCGGAUGAAAUGAUUAGGAGCUCGUGGAGAAUGCGUACACAUAUCGGCGAUUUCGACGCGGACAACGGUACUCUUCUUUCCACCGAUGGCACGGUUGUGUCGACGAAUGUUUCCGAUUCCGAUAGCUCGCGACGACGUACCACCCAUCUCGACAGCCUACCGAGUGUAAACAACGGACGUAUGUUGCAAAGCUCGCGCAGUCUUGCGUUAGAGGAAAACCGUCGUCGAACGACACCUGUGCUUGGUACCCACAACAACGAUGAGACCAGCUUCAUGAACAUGUUCACGUUCACACCCGAAUGCCCCACGAUGGUCAAGGAGCUGGCGGGUGCGUGUCUUCAGUACGAUCCAUCGCUACGACCCAGCGCGUCCUACAUAGCAGCCAUGCUGCACAUUUAG